UUUUUAGUUGGAGAGGUCCCUGUCUUCAAGUGCAUUUUCUUUGCUUACUCAACCCUCCAAGACAUCACACACUCACCUCUCUCUCUCUCUCUCUCAACCAUUCCACCUUCUCCAUUUUUUCCAUAAUUUUAUGAUCCUCUCAGACAAAUAGAAUGAAAAAAAGAUCAAGAGUUGGUGUGGGGAAUGAUGGGUUAAAUAGGAAGAUAGAUUGGGAGCUGAGGCCUGGUGGAAUGCUUGUUCAAAAGAGAGACACUGGGGAUGCCAAUUCUGGGAUUAUGAUCAAGAUCAAGGUUUCUCAUGGUUCUUAUUACCAUGAUCUCAUUGUCCAUGCUCAAUCCACUUUUGGUGAUCUGAAAAGAGUUCUUGCCCAUGACACUGGUUUGGAGCCAAAGGAGCAAAGAUUGUUGUUCAGAGGGAAAGAGAAGGAAGAUAAUGAAUGUCUGCACAUUGCUGGCGUGAAAGAUAUGUCGAAGAUUGUAUUACUAGAGGACCCAGCUAGCAAAGAGAAGAAGCUUGAGGAGAUGAAGAAAAAUCAAGGCAUAUUGAAAGCCUAUGAGCAGGUUGCCAAAGUCAGAGCACAGGUUGACAAGCUCUCUCAAAAGGUUGUUGAUUUGGAGACAACUCUGCUAAGUGGCACCACCGUUUCAGAUAAGGAGAUUGUGGCCUUAACGGAGUUACUCAUGGUGGAGUUAUUUAAAUUGGAUUCGAUUGUAGCUGAUGGAGAAGCAAAAGUGCAGAGGCGGGUCGAGGUUCGUCGUGUGCAGAGCUUUGUUGACACACUCGACAAUCUGAAGGCGAGAAACCCUAAUCCAUUCAGCAAGAAGAGUAUCAACGCGGUCUCGGUCACUACAAAAUGGGAGAGGUUUGAGUUGGGGGUUGGAAGCCUGCAUGCCCCAACCCCAUCGCCAUCUUCUACCAAAAUAACUCAGGAUUGGGAACUGUUUGACUAAGCAUAUUAUGUUCAUCAUAUUAUACCGGUUUUGUAUAAAUUUGGAAGGACUUAUAUAUACCUAUACAUAUAUGUAUAUUGUCAUAGAACCCGAACCCAUUUGGUACAAUUUUGUACACUGCAUUUUGAUUGGUGAAAUGUUGUCUUUGGUAACAACUGAGGGAAGGGUUCCUCGGACAAUUUAUACAUCUGUAAAUAUGGUUUUCCAAAUGUAUUGCUUGGUUCUGAUGCC
Malus domestica (apple) is the source of this 1181-nucleotide messenger RNA. RefSeq names its product BAG family molecular chaperone regulator 4-like. Gene Ontology annotation, molecular function: adenyl-nucleotide exchange factor activity; protein-folding chaperone binding. Gene Ontology annotation, biological process: protein stabilization. Lineage: Eukaryota; Viridiplantae; Streptophyta; Magnoliopsida; Rosales; Rosaceae. Gene Ontology annotation, cellular component: cytoplasm. The record is from RefSeq and is a predicted model, not a curated record.